AUGUUUCAACUCGAUAUUCUUAUUGAUAUUUCGAUAUUACCAUCAAAUAUAAUGGCAUUGCGUGAUGAUGAUUUUAUUGAUUUUGCCAAGGAAGAAGCCAGCCAUUCAGCUACUACUCUACUUGAAAUACAAGGUAUUAAUUGUGUGAAAUCAUUGCUGAUGACAAAUAGUGUUUAUGCUAUUAUGGACGUUAAAAGUAAAAGUCUAGAUGAUUUGAAGAUUAAAUAUGGUUAUAUGCAAGAUGAUGGUGCAUUUGUUAUACAACAUGGAGUAAAAGGAAAUAUCGAAUAUCUUAUUGAUUUGCUAAAAAAGAAAUGUAUUGAGGAUGUCAAAUUAGCUAAAUCUUCAAAACAUAAUCAGUCAUCAUUAUCAUCAACAAUACCAAAAUCAGCGUCGACUGUUACAUCAAAUAUUGAAGGUGAACAUUAUUUUAUUUUAAUACAAAAUGAUUCAAAUGGUGCAUUAAAAUGCGACAUAAGAUGCUGUUGCCAAAAAUGGUCAUCAUUACCAUUAAGACGUGGAAAAUUUCAAUUGUCGAAUUUCUAUCGUCAUCUUCAAGACACAUCUUUCAGUAUUCGGUGUGAAUUAAGUGUAUGUUGUGGAUCUUGUUAUUCAUCGUUUGAUAGCUAUCGAUGCCACAUUUAUUGUUUUCAUCGUUCUCUGGUUGAUUCAUUUGACAGUGAUUCUGUUAUUCCAUCAAACAUUGAUAAUAAUGAUUCAUAUAUUCAGCCUGAUGCUAAUAAUCAAUCAGAUCAUAUCGAGGAUCCUGACUCUUUUAUUUAUCGAGACGAAGAAUGUGAUGAAACAGAUGAUUUAAUUAAUAAUUUUGAUCCGAUUUCCUUUACUACUAUUGAUGAAAAAUGCAGCUUCGACAUACUGGUUAAAUUAUAUACUCGUUUUCUACUUGAACUGCGUGAAUAUCAUCUUCUUCCGCAAAAAGUAGUGCAGCUCAUUUCGUCUAAUAUCAGUGAUUUACUUGAAGUAAUUCUUAAAUUAAUUAAAACAAAACAAUCAGCAUCUGUUUUAACCGUUGUUGAUUUGGAAACAAUUUUUACACACGUGAACAAACUGAUCACUUCCAUCAGUAAAAACGAACAUACAUUUUUGAAACAGUGCCAAAAGCAUUUCAACUAUGAACUCCCAAUUGAAAUUGUAUUAAAUACGUCGGAAGAUCAUGCCUAUUACAUUCCACUGAAAAUAAGUUUAUCUCAUUUGCUUCACAGUGGUGAACUACUUGAUGCCAUAAAUAACAAUACUCAGUCCUUAAUCAUUCAAUCAAAUAAGGAUAACGACUUGAUUUUAUCGAAUCGGCAAUGUCGAUCAAUUAAAUCAAAUACUUCUAAUCGAAAAAAUUCAGAUUUUUUACUAUUGAAAUUAUACAGUGAUGGAAUAGGAAUUACAAACCCUAUUGGUCCAAAGAAAGAUUCGCAUAAAUUCACGUGUUUUUAUUUUUUGCUUGACGAUUUACCCAAUGUUUUGCGAUCACAAGUUAAUUUAAUUGGCCUUCAUUGCAUUGCUUAUACCAAGCAUUUGAAAGACAAGGACAGUAGAGAUGUACUAAUGAAUGUAUUGAUCCAAGAUUUUAAUCAACUACAAACCCAAGGAAUCACAGUACCCUGUAUUUCUAGUCGACUUUAUUUUUCUUUUUCUUUUCUUUGUGGCGACAACCUAGCAUCGAAUGAGCUAGGUGGAUUUCAAAAAAACUUCAACUCUGGACACUUUUGUCGUCACUGUUUAAUAACUUAUGAACAACGUCUUAUACCACUGACUGAUAUUUCUUUUGUACCUCGAACUCACUUGAGGCAUGAUUUGAUUGUCGAUCGAAUUGUAUCUAAUAAUGAUGGUCAAACACUUUUUGGUGUCAGUGGUGAUAGUUGGUUUCGAAAUCUUAUUGGUUUUCAUCCAACUGAAUCACUUCCACCUGAUCUAAUGCAUGAUACAGCCGAAGUAGAUGUUCAUGUUUUCAUCUGUUAUCUUGUUUAUGCGUUAAAUAGUAGGUCUCUCUUUCUUAUAGACGAAGAUAUCGAUGGUGCUACAUUAGCUUUAUUUCAACAUAAUGAUAAUAUUCAAAUAUUUCCUCGAAUCAAAGAUCGCGUCAAAUUUGUCGAUUUACGUACAAAGUUAAUCUCAAACUUGAUUGAACAAGAUGAAAAAAAUAGUGAAAAUACAAGUAAUUUAUUUGAUUUAACGUUACCACUAGUAUCAUUCAAGUCUGUAGGUGUAUCGAAGGAGAAUGAUACUUCAACCUCAUCAUCUUCAAAUGAAGAUUUACAACUUAAUUCUGAUAAUAAUCAAAUAGUUGAUUCUGAUCCUUCAAGUCUCAAUGGUUCUGAUGAUAAUGAUAAUACCUGUAUUACAGUACUGUUGCCGGCAGACUAUGAAGGACCAAACUUAACUAUGCGAAUGCAACAGUACGUUGAUGAUAAUAAUCUGUCGAAGUUUUUUCCACAUACGGCUAUGCGCAGUGAACUACUAACUCUUCUGUAUGAUGAUGUAACAAAAUCACAUAAAUUAUUGCAAGUUAUUGCACCUAAUUGGACUUUCCAUAUUGCUAAUUAUUUAAAUUUAGUUACCCAACCAAUGAUGAAUAUAAAACUAUGGCUAAAUUUAUAG
Molecule: messenger RNA, 2613 nt
Organism: Rotaria socialis
Lineage: Eukaryota; Metazoa; Rotifera; Eurotatoria; Philodinida; Philodinidae
Source: the annotation of a GenBank genome assembly